This is a messenger RNA of Gongylonema pulchrum, 894 nucleotides long. The record is from the annotation of a GenBank genome assembly. Lineage: Eukaryota; Metazoa; Nematoda; Chromadorea; Rhabditida; Gongylonematidae.
AUGCUUAGAGCUAAAGCUUUAAGUCCAUCUAAGCAGUCAGUGACAGAAAAUGAACGUGAAGCUAUCUGGAUUGAAGGAGCCGAACCCGGACGUGCUUCCAGUCCACCCGGUAUAUCACCAACGGGUUACAGUUAUCAAUCUUCAGCAGCAUACGAAAGUGAUGUACCUGAAAAAGGGGAACAAUGGAGCACGCAGUACAGUUAUGGUGGCAACUAUAAGCAUUCACAAGGUCAGCACUGGGGUACCGGUCACACGAAUCAUUACACCACUGACGACACUGGACCCGCUGUGGACAGUGACAUAACGAAUCCGGGUGUGUACAGCCCACCAGUGCAGGUGCAAGAACAACUGAAAAACCAAGCACAACAACCAAGUUACAUCAUUACCAACACUGAAUCAGUUCCGGAAAGCGAAAUAACGAAUCCGGAAACUUACGGCCCGAUAGUGCAGCAGGUGCAAGAGCAAUCGAAAAGCCAAGCGCAACAACCAGCAAGGAGUUAUGGUACCGAGGAGGGUUGGGCGAAUGUGCCUAAAGCAUUUGUUUAUGACGAACAGGGCAGUAACCAAACGACUCAACGAACCACUCCCAAAUUAGGCUUUUAUGGAAAUGAGGUAAAAAGCUGGCCUAGCUGGCCAGCCAGGAAUAUAAGUUGGCCAAAUUGGGUACCGAUCAAAGGGGAUCGCUACGAAAAGCAGCCUGCACCCUGGUGGGAAAAGGGAAGCCAACAGGAGCAGCGUGCGCCUGUAUUUUCGUGGACUAGCAGUGAUGGGAAGAAAGGAAAGAGGAAUGAAAAACCUUAUUGGUCUGGUUCUGUUGGCUGGACUGGUGAUCUUGGUGGCUUUGACGAGGUUCCUCUCCCCCCAUGGUCUCCAAAAUAUUAUUCUGAUAAUUAA